AUGAAGAAGAAGGUGGAACCAGGAAGUGGUGUUCAGCUGCACUUAGCAGCGAGAAGAAAGUGGCGAGUAGUUCGAUUAAAGCUUUCUGUCCUCUGCCGGUCACUGCAGAAGGAAGUUCAUUUUGAUGAGGGAACGUUCCUCUGUUUCCAUUCAUUCAUCACAGCUCCUUAGGAAUAAAAUGGAGGGGCCUGCCCUGCCGCUGUCUUCACUCAGGCUCCUGGCUCCACCCCUGCGGCUGAUGCUGGCCAUGAUGUGGAAGGUGAUCUGUCAGAGGAAAGUUAAGCUGUAUGGGCGAGUGGAAGAGUUUGUGUCCUUGGUAAAUGAAGCCGUCCCUGACAUCUUGACAUACAGACAGAUGAGACUGCUCACUCUGGGCUUAAGAGCAAAGAUGACUUUACAGACAUUACGUUCUGGACAGUCGGAAGAUCUCAGACGUGUUCAGACACACUUUGACUGCCUCCCGACAACCAGCUCCAAACAGCUUCAACCAGAAAAUGAAGCCCUUGAAGCCAACUUUGUUGGGCUUGUUCAGACACUUCUGCAGGACGCUGAAGUGAGAGAACACUUCCUCGAGAAUGUGUUUCCUGUGAAGUAUGGCCCCAACUUCGAUGCAGCACUGGAGACUCUUGUUUGCGAGUUCUUCACCCGCCUGGAAGAGCUGAUGCUUAUACCAAACUUUAAACAGACCGCAGUGUGGAUCAGCGAUACAUCAUCGGUGCCAGAAGAGUACAUGCAGUGUGUGACCGAAACAGAUGAGCUCAAAGUAUUGCUAAGAAGCAGGGUGCAUUGUGGUAAAAUGGCAGGGUUGGAUACCAGUGCAACCUCUCCCUCAGAGCAGCAGCUCUUCUCAGCGUUGUCUCUCCCCCCUCCAUUGAGAGCAGCCGACACCAAAGACGUGGAUUCUAGCGCACAAACGUUUGAAAACCGAAGAGAAUCUGAGGCGAUUUCUUCUCAGGACGUGGGAGACACAGGGAUACGGGACACAAGAUGGCCCGACGAGAAGGAGGUGCGACAGAGUCUAAACAGCAGCAAGGCAGAACAAACAAUGGGAGGGAAAUGCAGCGACGUUGUGGAAGAGAACGAUGACAGAGCUCCCUCUACAUCUACUGAGAGUCAUGUGUUGUCCAGCUCUGUGAUUGGCCCCCCUCGACCAAGAGUCGCACACAAAUGCGCUCAGUGUGGGAAGUGCUUCAUUUACCGUUACGAACUACUGGAGCACCAAAGGCUGCACACCGGAGAAAACCCCUACAAAUGCUCCCAGUGCGGAAAGGCCUUCAGGAGGACGUCUGACCUGUCCACUCACAGACGAACACAGUGCACAAAAGCAGCCUACAUUUGCAUCAAAUGUGGAAAUGGCUUUCAGUCCAUGCAGGACAAAUUUAGACACCAGUGUGUUGACAGUGUCCAAAAGUUUGACUGCUCUCAGUGCGGAAAAAGCUUCAAGAAGAUGUACCUGCUGUGUAAGCACAAGCUGACUCAUACCCGGAACCGAAUGUUCACGUGCAAACAGUGCAACGAGGCUUACCCCGGUAUGAGAGAGCUAAGGUCCCAUCAGAAGACUCAUCCCCCCGAGCUGUCAAAUCAGUGCAUGCAGUGUGGGAAAUUCUUCAGCUCCGCUGUGGGUUUGGCGGCUCACGAGCUGCGUCACGGUCAACAGAGAACCCAGAUCUGCGCACGCUGCGGCAAAGCUUUCAAGAACAAACACGACCUGAAUCUGCACAUGCGCAGCCACACGGGCGAGAGGCCAUUCCAGUGCACGCAUUGCGGCAAGCGCUUCUCCGUGUCCGGAAAUCUGAACAUACAUGUUCGAACGCACACCGGAGAAAAGCCGUACCUGUGCUCUGACUGCGGAAAGGCCUUCGUUUCGGCAGGCGAGCUGCAGAUACACAAGCGCACCCACACGGGGGAGAGGCCAUAUAAAUGCCCCGUGUGCGAAAGAGGAUUCACCAUGGCGAGCAAAGUGACGCUUCACAUGCGCGUUCACACCGGGGAACGGCCUCACGUCUGCUCUGAAUGUGGGAAGGGGUUUUCGCGUGGCAGCGAACUGAAAAAACACACCAUGAACCAUACGGGGGUUCGACCCUACGCGUGUCAACAGUGUGCAAAGACUUACACCUGUCUCAAUCACCUGAAGAGACACUUAAAAUCCCACAGUGUAGUCCAGACCUAUUCUGUCCUAACAGUUAGCUGUUUGCUAACGACCAGCUCAGCAUCAGUACAUUGGCCGUUCACUAUGUGCAAUGCAAAGACUGAAACCAUUUGUUUGAGCUUUGAGACUAUCCCAACGAUUCGAGCUAGCUACCUGGCCAGCUGCGUGUAUUGUCGGAAUCACGGUGCCUCAGAAUUCAGCGUCCCCCUGUCCUCGCUGGCACUCCUGGUCCCCCCACUGCGACUGAUGUCAGCCGUGAUGUGGGAGGUCGUGCGCCAGCGGAACAUCAAGCACUAUGGGAAACUGGAGGAGUUUGUGUCCAUGGUAACGGAUGCGGUCCCCGAACUGAUGAGUAAACGAGAGGGCAGGCUGCUUUCACUGGGCCUGAGAGCGAGGACGACUCUUGAACUGUUGCGUUCGGAACAUCCUGAAGAUCUCAAGGCCGUCGAGACCCACCUGAACCGCAUCCGAUCUUCUUGCAUUGAGGAGACAAAUGACCCCAUUAUCGAGGCACCAGAGGCAAACUUUAUGAAGCUUGUACAAGGCCUCAUUGAAGAUACAGAUGGCAGAGAACAUUUCCUUAAGAAUGUGUUUCCUGUGGAGUAUGGCCCCGACUUUGACACAGCACUGGAGACUCUAGUUUGUGAAUUCUUCACAAGACUCGAGGAGCUGUUGCCAAUACCAGAUUUCAAACAGACUGCCUCCUGGAUCAGUGCGGCGCCCUCUGUCCUAGAGGAGUACAUGCAGUGUGUCUCAAACGGAGAUGACCUCAAGUUUCUUCUCCAAAGCAAACAGUGCCAUGGAAAGCUGGCAAAGAGUAGCGUUGCUCCAUUUCAGUCGGAUGACCUCCUCAUUCCCUCUCUGUCUCUCCCUCCGUCGCUGGAAGUAGCCAUCGCUUCCCACCCGAGUGCCUGUGAUGAUGAAAACAACGACGUUCCUCAGAUUGUUAUGUUUGACGAAGAGCUGUCUACAAACCCUUCCACCUCCACCGACUUUCCCGAAUCACCAAAGAGGACCGACAUCUCGUUGUCUCCUCGCAGGAGACAGCAGUCGGGAAUGCACAAAUGCCCCGAGUGUGACAAAUGUUUCAAGCAUCACUCCGUCCUCAUUGAACACCAGCGAGUUCACAGCGGGCUGCAGCCAUACAACUGCUCCGAGUGCGGGAGGGCCUUCCGGACAGCCACUCUGCUGGCCGGCCACAGGCUGCGGAAAUGCAAAAACGCAGCAUAUCUUUGUAUUAAGUGUGGGAACAGUUUCCCCACCUCGCUGGACAAAUUCAGACACCACUGCCCGAAACGCGGCCGUAAGUACGACUGCGGACACUGCGGAAAGAGAUUUCAAAAGUCUAGCAGCCUAAAGGAGCACCUGCUGACACACGUUCAAAGCCGCCUUUUCAAGUGCAGCCACUGUGGGGUCGGGUUUUCAGGAAUCGGUGACCUGAAGUAUCAUCAGCAGGUCGAUCACGAUAAGCCGUACCAAUGUAAGCAGUGUGGAAAGAGCUUUAUCUCCUCCAAGUGUCUGGCCAAACAUCAACUAAGACAUCAAGAGGUCGGUGAAAUGGAGGCGGCCAAAUUAAUGAGCGGUGGCAAACAUAAGAAAAGUGGCUCGGCUCAUCGCUCUUCAGCGUCUCUGUCGUCCAGAAAGACUUCCAAAGCCGUCUACCCCCGCGGACGGGUCAUCCACAACUGUCCGCUGUGUGGGAGGAGCUUUAAGUAUCGCUUCGAGUUCCUGGAACACCAGAGGUUCCACACGGCGGUGAAGCCGUACAAGUGCUCUCAGUGUGGCAAAGCCUUCCGCACAGAGGUCCACCUGUCCGGCCACCGGAGGAGGAAGUGUAAAAACGCUGCGCACGUCUGCACGAAGUGCGGGUGUCAGUUCAGGUCCCUACACGAACGGGUCAGGCACCAGUGCGUGCAGCUGCUGACGAAAUAUGAGUGUUCUCACUGCGGAAAGACCUUCAAGAUGGCGCAUCUGCUCAGGAACCACCAGAUGAGUGAACACCAGCUCCCCUACAGCCCCAACCACCGCUUCAGGUGCAGAUAUUGCGAGGAGACCUUCCCCGGGAUCAGCGAGCUGAAGUACCACCAGCGAGUCGACCACGAGAAACCCUACCAGUGUCAGGAGUGCGGCAAGUGUUUCCUGUCUGAGAAAUGCCUCGCUAAUCACGAGCUGCGCCACAACGACGAUCGGCCCGAGAGCUGCCUGGUGUGUGGCCGCGGCUUCAGAAACCGCUACGACUUGAAGCAGCACAUGCGCACCCACACGGGGGAGCGACCCUACCAGUGCACCCACUGCUCUCAGUGCUUCUCCACUGCGGGGGGACUGAGGAGUCACACCAGGGUCCACACGGGCGAGAAGCCCCACGUCUGCCCCGACUGCGGGAAGGGCUUCUCCCAGAUAGGUGCAAUGCGCACCCACAGGCUCACCCACACGGGCGAGCGGCCGUUCAAGUGCACCGUGUGCGGAAAAGGUUUUACAAUGGCGCACAAGGUCACGGUCCACAUGCGUGUGCACACCGGAGAGCGGCCGUACGUGUGCUCCCAGUGCGGGAAGGCCUUCUCGGAUGGAAGUGUGCUGAAGCAGCACAUGCUGAACCACUCCGGGGUGAGACCAUACCACUGCCAGAUCUGCCCCAAGACCUACACCUGUCUGAACCACCUGAGGAGGCACCUGAAAAGCCACUCGAACAUGAACUGAGUCGAGGCACAAAGGGGGAAUUGGAGCAUAAUCGAAUAACCUUAUACCAAUAUCCUGAAACACUGUCUUUGACCGAGGGCGGCUACCGAGACCGCUCUGGACAAACUCGAAUCAAGCAAUACGCGAAGGACUACAGAACGACGGUUACUAUUUAAGUUGAGCUGGAAAACUCUCAUUUACUCUUCAUUGUAAAAUAAAUGUUGUGAUUUUUGCCAUUUGUCGAGGACAGUGGGACAAUAAUGAGUGAACAUCGUGGUUGUGUGUGUAAAUUAGUUGAGAUACGAAUACUGUGAGUGCAACGUUAAAAAACCAGACCGAUUAGUUCAUUAUGACAUAACUUUAUUAUUAUCUUAUUCCUCUGGGCCUUUUUAUGUCCCCACUGUGGUCUGUGAGGUUUGUGAAUUUCAGAUUAAAUGACCUUGUUGCAACUUG
Scophthalmus maximus (turbot) is the source of this 5278-nucleotide messenger RNA. RefSeq lists its product as uncharacterized. Lineage: Eukaryota; Metazoa; Chordata; Actinopteri; Pleuronectiformes; Scophthalmidae. The coding region runs from base 125 to 4846 and encodes 1573 amino acids. Gene Ontology annotation, molecular function: RNA polymerase II cis-regulatory region sequence-specific DNA binding; DNA-binding transcription factor activity. Gene Ontology annotation, biological process: regulation of transcription by RNA polymerase II. The transcript has 14 exons. The record is from RefSeq and is a predicted model, not a curated record.